GACGUCAGCACGCACGGCGUCGGUGCGUGCGCGCCCAGAGGUUCCGCCCGGCGGCAGUGCCAGCGGAGCUUGCGGGUGCGGGUGGGACCGGGUUUUGGCUGUGGGCCCGGGGGCGGCGGGGGCCGCGGAGUGAGGGGCCGGCUGAGCCCACCACCUCGCUGGGCCCUCCCUGGCGCCCGGCCUCGGGCGGCGGCGAGCGCGCGGGUCGCCAUGUCGUACAUGCUCCCGCACCUGCACAACGGCUGGCAGGUGGACCAGGCCAUUCUCUCCGAGGAGGACCGCGUGGUCGUCAUCCGCUUCGGCCACGACUGGGACCCCACCUGCAUGAAGAUGGACGAGGUCCUAUACAGCAUCGCCGAGAAGGUGGUGGCAUAAACAUCAGCUGGUGUUCAGAUCCUGCUGCCGGCAGCUCGAGGCUAGGAUGGCUGGCGAUGUGAGGGCCUUUGUCUCAUCACAUCCAGGCAGAGCUCAGCAAGAUGCUCUUAGCUAGGAAACAGAUUUUAUGUGUUAAUGUUAAAAAUUUUGCAGUUAUUUAUCUUGUGGAUAUUACAGAAGUACCUGACUUCAACAAAAUGUAUGAGUUAUACGAUCCUUGUACUGUCAUGUUUUUCUUCAGGAACAAGCAUAUCAUGAUUGACUUGGGGACUGGCAACAACAACAAGAUUAACUGGGCCAUGGAGGACAAGCAGGAGAUGGUGGACAUCAUAGAGACUGUGUACCGCGGGGCCCGCAAAGGCCGCGGCCUGGUGGUGUCCCCCAAGGACUACUCCACCAAGUACCGUUACUGAGGCACCUCAGUCUGCGCGGAUAAGAUAAACGUCCUGGAGCCGUUUUUGUGCGGAAAUGUUUUAAGCUAUUUAAAGCCUUUGGAAAAUACAGGAAGCUCGAGGGCUGGAGGACCUCUGAGAUGGAAUUGAUUACAUGGUCUUAACUCACCAAAAUAAACAAGCACGUGGUGAGAGGAGCAGGCCUACUUGUUUGUUCUCAGGAAACUUGAUGAAUAGAUGACUGAUAUUUCCUAGUCAAAGUUAAUUCUUAUCCUUGGAGUAAAACGAAGGUGUUUAUCCUGUGA
This is a messenger RNA of Macaca mulatta (Rhesus monkey), 1072 nucleotides long. It is a transcript of the gene TXNL4A, whose product is annotated as thioredoxin like 4A. Gene Ontology annotation, cellular component: U4/U6 x U5 tri-snRNP complex; spliceosomal complex; U5 snRNP. The record is from RefSeq and is a predicted model, not a curated record. NCBI's taxonomy places the organism in Eukaryota, Metazoa, Chordata, Mammalia, Primates, Cercopithecidae. Gene Ontology annotation, biological process: mRNA splicing, via spliceosome.